Messenger RNA from Phlebotomus papatasi, 1427 nucleotides. RefSeq names its product autophagy protein 5 (gene Atg5). The coding region runs from base 170 to 1021 and encodes 283 amino acids. The transcript is spliced from 5 exons. Lineage: Eukaryota; Metazoa; Arthropoda; Insecta; Diptera; Psychodidae. Gene Ontology annotation, biological process: nucleophagy; autophagy of mitochondrion; C-terminal protein lipidation. Gene Ontology annotation, cellular component: phagophore assembly site membrane; cytoplasm; Atg12-Atg5-Atg16 complex. The record is from RefSeq and is a predicted model, not a curated record.
UAUUGGGAUCAUCAGCUGUCAUAGUGUCAAAAGGGAAAAUGUCACUAUUCUUGUUUACAAAAUAUAUUCCGUGCUAAAAGGGCAAUUAAAGCACUUUCUUUUAGUCAGUCUGUAAUCACGUGAUAAACUAGUCAAGGUAGAUUAGUAUACAAUCGAAUGUAAAGUUGAAAUGGCCAAUGAUCGUGAAGUUUUGCGUCUGGUAUGGGAGGGUAAGAUACCAAUAUGUUUUCAAGCAGAUCCAGCAGAAGUGGUUGGACUUCAACCACCUGAACCCUUCUACCUCAUGGUACCACGUCUUAGCUAUUUGCCCUUAGUUACAGAAAAGGUUCGAAAGCAUUUUGUGAGAUUUAUCUCAAAUGAGCAGCAAGAAGGUGACAUUUGGUUUGAUUGCGAUGGAACACCACUGAAAUGGCACUAUCCAAUUGGUGUUCUCUUUGAUCUCACAAUGGGAGAUGAGGUACCCAAUUUACCAUGGAGUGUCACCAUUCACUUUGGUAACUUGCCAGGAGAGUUUGUCUUCAAGUGCCCCACGAAAGAAGUUGUGGAAGCACAUUUUAUGUCCUGCCUGAAAGAAGCAGAUCACUUGAAGCACCGUGGUCAGAUUGUGUCUGCCAUGCAGAAGAAAGAUCAUACACAACUCUGGCUGGGACUCGUCAAUGACAAAUUUGACCAAUUUUGGGCUGUGAAUCGGCGACUGAUGGAGUCGCACGGGGAUCAAGACAAUUUCAAAUAUAUUCCAGUCAGGUGCUACAAUGAGGAUGGAAGUUAUGUGCAGAAAUUAAUUCAGCCAACAUCCAAGACAAAUCUCAAGCAAACUCUCAAGGAUCUGCUGGAAUAUUUUUCUACACCUGCCCGUCGUGCAGUUGCGGCACGAAUGCAUGGAAUAACCGUGGAUUUAGACACACCUCUUCAAUGGCUCUCUGAACAUCUCUCAUACCCGGACAAUUUUCUCCAUAUCUGCUUACUCUAUGAUGAUGAUAACACCACGAUAGCAGCCGAUAAUGACUCCUCAGUGUGCUGAAACAUCACAUUUUUUUUUGGGGAUCAUUCAAUUGACACUUCGAGUCUAAAUGGCUUUUUUUUUGUACCAUUGAAAAAGCCUCAACAUUUUUUUCUUUAGUUUUCGUACGUGCUCCAAUUUUUACAGCAUUUUCCAUUAUUUUAAAAUUCAUUUUUUACUAGUUUUAAGGCUCUGGCAUUGUAAUGAAGUUCCUAUGUGAACUUUUAUAUAUAUUCCAUUCUCUGUAGACCUGUGGCGCCAUCUUUCAAGUCCUUUACGACUUCUUCCACGUCAGUUAAAUGUCAACAAACAAAAUAUGUCAAAUAUUUGAGGAAAAUAUGUGAAAAAUAAAAGAAAAUUUGUGUAAUCAGUGGAUUUAUGUUAAGAAAAAAAAAAAAGAAUAUAAUCACGAAAGUAUGGAAAAGUA